Molecule: messenger RNA, 306 nt
Organism: Ilex paraguariensis (yerba mate)
Lineage: Eukaryota; Viridiplantae; Streptophyta; Magnoliopsida; Aquifoliales; Aquifoliaceae
Source: the annotation of a GenBank genome assembly
AUGGAGCAAUCUCAAAGUGCACCAAUAGAUCAAAUGAGAGGUGGAAAUAUUUCUAGCUCAAUUGCCAUGGAGCAGACUCGUAUGCUGGCGCCCACAUUAGUUCAAAACAAUGAUCCUAAAUUCCAGAAUUCAAAGUUUCUCCAAUUUGUGUCAAGGAUGAGUUGUGGAGAAAUUACCAUCGAAGAUAAUCAAAUCAAGCUAGCUUCAUUUUCUUCACCUGGGGAUUGGGCAACAAAAUAUCAACAACAGUAUAGUGGAGUUCAAACAUGGGCUGACCAGUUUGUCCGUGAGGAGAUGGGCGAAUGA